Molecule: messenger RNA, 1739 nt
Organism: Styela clava
Lineage: Eukaryota; Metazoa; Chordata; Ascidiacea; Stolidobranchia; Styelidae
Source: RefSeq, a predicted model, not a curated record
AUGAUGAACUCUGAUACGGAAAAAACAGAUUCACCAUUGUCUUGUGCCUGGUGCUGUGACCAUAUUGUUGAUAAAUAUUACAAAUAUGUAGAUGACAAAUCCUGGCAUGAAAAUUGUGUCAUAUGCAACAGUUGUCGAAAGUUACUUACAAUCUCCUGUUUUUCGAAAAAUUCUAAAUUAUUCUGCAAAAAUUGCUAUGAGAGGCUCAAACACUGUCGCAGAUGCUUCAAAGAGAUAUGCAAAGAAGAAUUAAUUAUCCGGGUUGAAACAUAUGUUUAUCACGUGACAUGCUUUGUUUGCGAGUAUUGCAACUGUCUCCUUCAUAGAGGUGAUCGUUUUUAUUUACUCCAAGAAGAAGGUGCGCGGAAAAUAUGUUGUAAGCUUUGUUAUGACAUUGCAGAUCUAAGGUUAUCGGACUCCAAUUCAGAAGAAUCUUCAACUGCCGACAACGCUGGUAAUACUGAUUUGUUCUCCUUCGAAUAUUUGAAUGACACAAUGCCUGUCCCACAACACUUUUACCGACAAUCAUCAAGUGAAAAAGCUAAUUAUCCACGCACUGGAACAUGUUCUACCUAUAAUUCAAUGUGGAAUUCAUGUGUGAAUCAAUGUCAAAAAUUACCUGUCAUGGGAUUCUUCGAUCCGAGAUAUUUUAAAAAGCCGAGAACUGUUCUUUCGAGAGAACAGAGAAAAAAAUUCAGCUCAUGGUUUGACAUUUCAGAAAAGCCAAGUAGAAAGGUCCGCGAAAAAUUAGCGAAAGAAACUGGACUGACACCGAGAAAUGUGCAAGUGUGGUUCCAAAACCAAAGAGCAAAGAAGAUUCGACGGCGCCAAAGGAAUGGGCAAAAGGACGAGAAUAUUGAAUGCGAAGACUUUAACGAUGAGGAAAUGUGGUCGAAUCUGUUGAGCUGUGAACUAUCACCAGAUUUUUGGGAUUGUGCGAGUCAAAAUCAAUGACUAGACUAGGACAAUUAUCAAACGAAAGAACUCCGUAUUAAAUUUUUGCUUUGGCACUGAUUACGCGUAAACCUAUAAAUGCCUGUUUGUACUGUGGGUAAAACUUGAUUCCCUAAAGUACGGGUGUGCGACCUGCGGUCCGCGGGCCAAAUGCGACCCACAAGAAACAAUUGUGCGACCCGCGGAGGAGUGCCAACUUUGGCAUGUUGUGCGGUGCGCGAAACGAAUUUUUAAUUUAGUUUAAUCUGGUGCGUGCAAAACCUAUACAUGAGUCCAAUCUAUUAUAUAUGUCUAUGACGUCACAAUGCUCUAACAGCUAAUAACUAAAAAUGUUGUGCCUGCAACUGCUAGAAAGCCUAUAAUGAAUACUUAAACUUAUUUUAUUUAUGUUUGCUGUGCAAAUUGUAAUUUUGUGUACAAUGGCAUGGCAUUCUUAUGUCUAUAUUUAGGCUAAUGUGCUCAUAUUUUUAAUUUUGUUCAAAACAGUGUCAUAUUGAUAUCAAAUGAAUAGCGAUAAGUUUCCUGGCCUUUUGUUUCUAUCGUCGAUUCAACGUAUGAUACUUGUCAUCCAUAUGUACUUGUCAAAUGCAGCGCAACGAGCUUUAAAAAAAAUGUAUAAAUAAAUAAUCUUUGUUUGAUAAAUAGUCAGAACAUAGUUUCCAUAUAAACAGAGGGUUUUAGAAAGAAAUUGUGAAAUAUUCAUCAAGUAAUUUCUGUUCAGAUAUAAACAAUUGUGCAUAAAACUUUUUCAUUCGGCUUUAUUAUAGUAAAUCGCUGUAAUCCGA